ACGUGACUCGACGCCAUCAACAAACAUGGCGGACGAUGAAAACACAAACAUGGAAGUCGAUAGGAAAAAUACACCUUCAGGAAACGUAAUGAAAGUCAAGUCACUCGCCGGCGAGGCUGUCCAGACGACGAGCAGACACAACACUUCAGCGGACGAGGGAGACGUCGGGCGGAACCGCGCCACCACGGAGUACUGCGAGAAGCUGCAGGCGUGGAUGUGGCAGUACUACACGGGCUAUGUCAACUGGCAUAGCUGGCUUGCAGUUUCUGCUGUGUCGAGUCAGUAUUAUGUACCGCAGCCAACCAGCGGGACAUCGACGACACCUCUUGAUUUCGCCAGUUUUGAUGCCCAGAACUGGUACAACAACCCGUUUGGUCUUCCGUUGUCGCCUUAUCCGCCCGCCGUGCCCGCCCCGGGCAGCCCGGCGGGUGAAGCCCCCGGCGGCGGCUCCGUGCCCGCCGCGGCGCCCACACACACACCGCAGCAGCCCCAGGAAAAUGGAAACGCACAGAGACCAGGUCGAGAGUACAGUAUUCCUUCACCCCUCCAAAGACUCCUUGCAGAGAUGGUGGAUUUCUUCAUAUUGUUUUUCAUCAAGGCAACCAUUAUCAUCAGUAUUAUGCACCUGAGUGGAAUGAAAGACAUUUCCAAGUUUGCCAUGCAUUUUAUAGUGGAGGAAAUAGAUGAGGACACAUCGAUGGAGGAGCUCCAGAAAAUGAUGCUUGUUGCCCUCGUUUACCGGAUAUUAGUGUGUUUUUAUGAGAUUGUUUGUAUUUGGGGGGCAGGAGGAGCCACUCCAGGAAAGUUUCUCAUCGGGCUCAGAGUUGUUACAUGUGACUCGUCUGUCUUGGUUCAGCCUAACAGGGUACUUGUAGUGCCUGCAACUAAUGUCUCUCUCUCUGCAUCAACUGUCCGAGCCUUGAACAAGAACUUCUCCAUUGCCUUCUUCUUCCCGGCGUUCAUCACACUGCUGUUUUUCCAGCACAACAGGACUGUGUAUGAUAUGGUGGCUGGUACUAUUGUUGUCAAGCGCACUGGAGCCAGAUGACCAUUCAGAGGGUCUUACACUAAGGCCACGUAGGCACUGCGUGCUGUUUUAUUUAAAUAUGGACACGUUUCUCACAGUCCCACUGCGGGACCCAAGUACAGACCUUUCAGUGUAUCGAUGGAGCAAGAAAUCACUCACAGCAGAAACAUUAAGAUGGUGACGGAGAUUUUAACACAUUGCUAUACAGUUCUGUGCCCAAAUGUUGGGAUUUUUUUUUUAUUCUGGAGAAUAAAUUUACCCAUAUGCUGCUUUCAUAGUUUUUUCCUGUGCCAAAUUAUUCUCUCUCUUAGGAGAGGAAGAAUGAUGGCAUGUGCUGGCUUUUGAUUAGUCUGUUGUCUUUUAUAAAAUCAUCACAAGAUUUGCCUCGUCUGAAGUACGCUUCCAGAUUAAGAAUGAAUGUCUAGUAUCCCUCAGUAUUUGAAUUGCUAACCACACAGUUAUUAGAUAUUAUACAUACUGUAUGGCCUUAUAUUCAGUGGAUGUUAGGGUCAGUCUUCUCGUUUUGAGUUAUUUACCUCUGCUGCUGUAGAAGGAGUGACAAGUUGUGCUCAGUUGCAUUCAGCUGCUGAAAUGCUUUGGUUGAAUGGCACACUCAAAUGUAUUUAAUUUAUUUUUACAGCUUCACGCAACUGUUCUUCCAUUACUCUGACAGCACGUGUAUGAAUGGAGAGAAAAUAUAAAAUUACAACAUUUCCAAUUUUCACUUUUAAUACAUUGAAAUGAAACCACUGCUGAUACCUUCAAGUUAGACAUGUCUGUCUUUCAGCCGUUUGCCUGCUAUUUAAUACUUUUGCAGUAAGGCUUUUGCCACUGUCCUCACUUCUGAUAUAACAUUUUGAAACAUUUUGAUACCAAGGAAUGAUGCACAGUAUGUUGUCAACUCAAACAAUACUAACUCCUUAAUGUGCCAUUAUGUUUGCCUUACAUUAUUAUGGCUGCAUCUUUCACAAGUCACAGUUUAUAUCAUAACUACAAUGUUCCUAUGAGACAAUUUUUGAUAUUUAAAAAAAAAAAUGUAAGGAAAAGGGAAAAAAGCCACAUACUGUGAAAGAGCAAACCAGAAAGAGUUUUUACAAUGUUACUCUCAGUGCACCCUAUUAUCCAACACUUUGUGGGAUGUGAUCACUGAUUUUUAAUGCAGAAUAAAAAAUGCCAUUUAUUGAUAAGUUAGUGAGACUUUUAUGCUGUUCAAGUUGCAUGACUUACCUGUUUUACUUCAUGAAAAUGCUAUGAUCAAGUAUUGGUAAAAUUCAGUGAAGGGACGUCUGCAUUACCAAACAUUUCCCACUCCCAGAUGGAGACGAAAGAAAUAACUGCAACAGUUCAUGGGAUGAUUUUCUGUAUUAAUCCCUUCUUGACAAUAAAAAGCUGAUUUGGAUAUAAAUUGUAAA
This is a messenger RNA of Myripristis murdjan (pinecone soldierfish), 2439 nucleotides long. RefSeq names its product protein FAM8A1-like. The transcript has 5 exons. The record is from RefSeq and is a predicted model, not a curated record. Bases 26 to 1048 code for a protein of 340 amino acids. NCBI's taxonomy places the organism in Eukaryota, Metazoa, Chordata, Actinopteri, Holocentriformes, Holocentridae.